This is a messenger RNA of Seriola dumerili (greater amberjack), 1560 nucleotides long. RefSeq names its product serine/threonine/tyrosine interacting protein (gene styx). Gene Ontology annotation, cellular component: nucleoplasm; cytoplasm. Gene Ontology annotation, molecular function: F-box domain binding; protein tyrosine/serine/threonine phosphatase activity. The transcript is spliced from 10 exons. The record is from RefSeq and is a predicted model, not a curated record. Gene Ontology annotation, biological process: negative regulation of protein binding; negative regulation of SCF-dependent proteasomal ubiquitin-dependent catabolic process; protein dephosphorylation. Bases 124 to 789 code for a protein of 221 amino acids. Lineage: Eukaryota; Metazoa; Chordata; Actinopteri; Carangiformes; Carangidae.
AGCAUGGCGGACAUGCAUGUGGAGCCUCAAAACAAAUUGCAUCGACUGUCCAGCUAACCCCGCCGCGAUAAACAUCGAUACUGCGCGUAACGCCGGGCCGGCGGUGCCCGAACAGACAGCAGAAUGGACGAGGAGAACAAACUUCAGUUUCCGUCUCUGCCCGCGACCAAGGAGGACCUUCUGGACUGGGCUUAUCCAAUGAGACGAGAAAUGCAGGAGAUAUUACCAGGACUAUUUUUAGGUCCCUACUCUGCUGCAAUGAAAAGCAAGCUGCCAAUUCUUGAGAGACAGGGCAUAACACAUAUUGUGUGUGUCCGACAAGACAUUGAAGCCAAUUUUAUCAAACCUAAUUUCCCUCAUACAUUUAGAUACCUUGUAUUAGAUAUUGCUGACAAUCCAGUGGAAAAUAUAAUACGAUUUUUCCCUACGACUAAGGAAUUUAUUGAUAGCUGCUUAGCAACAGGAGGAAAGGUACUGGUUCAUGGUAAUGCAGGGAUAUCAAGAAGUGCUGCCUUAGUGAUUGCAUACCUUAUGGAAACAUUUGGAAUGAAAUACAGGGAUGCAUUCAGCCAUGUCCAGGAGAGGAGGUUCUGCAUCAACCCCAAUGUGGGCUUUGUGCAUCAGCUACAAGAAGCCGUAAGCGCAGCCUGGAGGAAGACGAAGAUUUUGGAGCAAUGCAGGUCACAGCAGCACAGAACGGAUGAGCUUUGCUUAUAUUUAGCCUUGUGGCGCAGUGCACUCAAUUUUGUUUUUUACAUUUUUAAUGGGAUUAAAAAUGUAAAUAUUUGAACUUUUUCUAAAGGGAAGGGACGGGGGUGGGAUGGGGACCACUCAUGUCUGAGACAUGGAGUACUGACGGGGAACGGGCAAAUUUGAUAACUACUUUUUUUUUUUCUUGAACUGGAUGCACUGAUGGGAGAUUUUUUGCAGUUUUAUAGUAUUUAACGCAUUUUGCAUUUGCAGCGGGACAGUAUUGCAAUAAUGCACUUUCGAUACUUGAAUUUGUGUAGACGACCAGAGGGGGGCAGUCGGCAAAAGGGAAAGUAGCCAGGAUGUCGCCCAGUGGAGGACACAAGAAGAGGAAUAGCUAAUGCCUUUAUUUUGGGAGUAAUAGGAUUGAGGACUAAUAUCAGGCUUAAUGUGGGAUAGUAAAGAAUGGAAAAAUAACUCACUGCUUAAUAAACAGAAGUCUGACUGAGUCCUGUUCAGCAGUGUCUUUAUCAUAAUGUAAUGCUGUGCUUUGCCUUACAUUAUUCUUAUUAUUCAAUGUUAUUAUUUACAGUUUUUAAUCGCACAUUGAAAAUCUCAUGCUGAUCUCUUGCUGUGUAUGUCAGUAACUAACAAUAAAAAAACAGCUACUGACAUGCACUCUUAUAGUUCACUGUCUUAACGUGAUGAUCUUUGGGGUCAGAAUGAGUCUGCCUAUAAUGCUGAACUCAAAGAAUUCAUUUUGAAACAAAGUGGCAAUAACAACACUGAUGACAUAGCUAUGGAAAUGAAAUUAGAAUUCAUGUAAAAAUGUGGUAGAGUUCGCUGGAUUUUGUACAACUGACCUUCAAC